AUGCGCGUCACGUUUCUGGGCACCGGCUGCCCCGUCCCCUCGCCCCACCGCUUCGGCCCCUCCCAGGUUGUGCGCCACGGUGACACGGCCAUCCUGAUCGACUGCGGCUCGGGCGUCACGCAGCGCCUCGCGGCCGCCGGGCUGUCCGGCGCUGACCUGGACGCCGUGCUGCUCACCCACCUGCACUCCGACCACGUGAUGGACGUCUUUCAGCUCAUCCUCUCCAGCUGGCACCAGGGGCGGCAACGCCCGCAGAAAAUAUUCGGCCCGCCUGGAACUAAGGUUUACGUGGACGGGUUGAUGGCUCUGUGGCGAGCGGAGAUGGAUCAGCGCAUAGCGCACGAGCGGCGGCCUUCGACUUCCGCGCUUGAAACCGAAGUCACGGAAUUUGGACCAGGGUGGGUAGGGAGGUUUGGAGAAAUGGAGGUCAGCGCCGUACAAGUAGACCAUCGGCCGGUCGUGCAUGCUUACGGGUUCGCGUUGACCGCUUGCGGUCGGCGGCUGGUGGUCAGCGGGGACACGCGGCCGUGCGAGGGGCUGGUGGAGGCGGCGAGGGGCGCGGACGUGCUGGUGCACGAGGUGGUGGCGCGGGGGGGGAUGCCCGUGGUGGAGGGGGUGCGGACGGCGGAGACGGUGGCCAACGUGGAGUCGUACCACACGCGGUCUGACCAGGUGGGGGCUGUGGCAGCUGAAGCGGGUGUGGGUUGCCUGGUCCUGACGCACGUCACGCCGCCAGGCACCGACCGAGCUGCCCUGCUGGAGGAGGUGGGCAAACACUACGGGGGCCCAGUGGUGGUGGCUGAGGACCUGGCGACGAUCGACGUGGAGCGGAUGCGAGUGACGUUCGCCAGUGGAGGGGUGGUGGCACUGGGGAGGCAUUAG
Ostreobium quekettii is the source of this 882-nucleotide messenger RNA. Lineage: Eukaryota; Viridiplantae; Chlorophyta; Ulvophyceae; Bryopsidales; Ostreobiaceae. The record is from the annotation of a GenBank genome assembly.